Messenger RNA from Cuscuta campestris, 2104 nucleotides. The record is from the annotation of a GenBank genome assembly. NCBI's taxonomy places the organism in Eukaryota, Viridiplantae, Streptophyta, Magnoliopsida, Solanales, Convolvulaceae.
AUUGUUUUCUCUCCGAGGAGCCCUCUUGCUAAAACCUUACUUGCGGAGGUUAAUUAAAGCAGCGCGAAGCUCGACGAUUUCAUCUUGUUCGUCUAUCCCCGCGAUUUUCUCAGAAGCGGAGAUCUGGCUGGUUGAACGACGAGGUGUGUUUUCUAGCCGAGUUCCAGCGCUUUUUUUUCUCUCUGAGCCGAAUUCAUCUGGACUCGGUGCCCCAUGAAAUCGCUAUAAUUUGGUGUUGGAGGACAGAGAGAUUGUGUAUUUAGGUCGUGAGUUGCUGGAAAUAUUGUGAAAAGGAGGUGUCAAUAUGGGAGUUGACAUUGGGACAAUGUUGUCAAAGAUAACAACCUCUGAUCAUGCCUCCGUGGUGUCCAUGAACUUGUUUGUAGCUCUUAUCUGUGCCUGUAUUGUGAUUGGCCAUCUCUUGGAGGAAAGCCGUUGGAUGAAUGAAUCCAUUACAGCUCUCAUGAUUGGGGUGUGUACUGGCGUUGUAAUUCUACUUACUAGUGGAGGGACAAGCUCACACAUUUUGGUGUUCAGCGAAGAUCUUUUCUUCAUCUAUCUUCUUCCACCAAUCAUUUUUAAUGCGGGGUUCCAGGUGAAAAAGAAGCAAUUUUUUCGUAAUAUCUCAACUAUUAUGUUUUUUGGAGCUGUUGGUACUUUGAUAUCUUUCAUCAUCAUAUCAUUGGGAGCUAUUGGCAUCUUCAAGAAAAUGAAUAUUGGCAAUCUUGAGAUAGGAGAUUAUCUUGCAAUUGGAGCCAUUUUCUCUGCAACAGAUUCUGUGUGCACAUUGCAAGUACUCAAUCAGGAUGAAACACCUUUACUGUACAGUUUAGUCUUUGGAGAAGGUGUUGUAAAUGAUGCAACAUCUAUAGUCCUGUUCAAUGCAGUUCAAGACUUUGAUUUGUCCAAUAUAAACUCAGCCGUGGUUCUGCAAUUAUUUGGGAACUUUUUUUAUUUAUUUAUUCUGAGCACUCUCCUCGGAGUUGUUGCUGGCUUGCUGAGUGCGUAUGUUAUUAAGAAGCUUUACUUUGGAAGGCACUCCACCGAUCGUGAGGUUGCCAUUAUGAUUCUUAUGGCUUAUUUAUCAUAUAUGCUAUCUGAAUUAUUUGCUUUAAGUGCCAUCUUGACUGUGUUCUUCUGCGGGAUUGUGAUGUCGCAUUACACUUGGCAUAAUGUCACUGAAAGUUCUAGAGUAACCACCAAGCAUGCUUUUGCCACACUGUCUUUUAUUUCUGAGAUAUUUAUAUUCCUUUAUGUUGGCAUGGAUGCUCUAGACAUUGAAAAAUGGAGAUUUGUAAGUGACAGGUGCGUUUUUUCAUCAUUAAUGCUAUUUUUCGGAGUUUGGUCUUGGGGGUGAGGUUCAACUUCUAUUACUCCCUCUGUCCAGAAAUAUACUUAAAACCUUCCUCUUUUAUUGUCCCAAAAUAAACUUUGCACUUCUCCUUUUUCCUUUUCCCUUUUUCCUGUUUAAGAAUGAAAUAUGUGGCACACUUCUCCUUUUUCCUAUUUAAGACUGAAAUAUGUGGCUCACAAUCUUUCACUCUCUAAUCAAAUUUCCACCACCCAUUUUUUACUUAAAAUCUGUGAAGCCAAAACACUGAAAUUUAUUUUGGAACAGGAGUAUUAAAUAAAAAUAAAAGUAAUAUACCGUUUAUGGUAGUUGAUGGGAUAUUGGGCCUUCGGGGUAGGCCCAGCCCAAUCUCGCGCUAUAGCGCACACAUCACCCAAGUAGAAAGAGGCGGGCCUUGUAGUGGGCCGAGUCAGACCGGCCUGUGACCAGGUCAGCAAUGGGCCGGUUGCACGUGCGAUCAAGGGUGACUGAUUCUCCGGGAGCAAUCAUGUCAAUUGCACACAGUUGCUGUGAUUGUGGGAAGAGUUCAAGGCUGGCGCUGCAAUUGGGGAGAAGGACCAGGGCCGAGAUCAAACCUGCCAUACUUAUCUCUUUCCUUGUGUAUCCUCGAGUGUAGACCUAUAAAUGGGCGUGCUUGAAUUCAGAAAUAUAAUAUUACUACGCCAUUGUUAUCUUCUCAAGUUUUCUUUCUACUUUAUUACUCCUUUCAAAUCGUUAAUCCGAUUCAGCUCUCGGGGUCGGGUCUUCUGGUGG